AUGGAGCACAUUGAAAACUUUGAGAAGAUGUGUGGGUUCACUAAGGCGAAUGGAGUACCACCAGAUUACAUCAAGUGUACCCUGUUCCCUUUCUCUCUCGAUGGGAAGGCUGCUCGCUGGCUAGAUUCCCUACCCACUGGAUCGCUCACCACAUGGGAACAAGUCAGAUCCGCUUUCUUGAGCCAUUUCUACACGAAGUCAAAGACAGCAGCUCUGAGACAGAAGAUCGCCACCUUUAAACAGCUGGUAGAUGAGCCGUUCUGCGACGCUUGGGAGCGAUUUAACGUCUACCGCAGGGAGUGCCCACAUCACGGUUUUGAAGAAGACUAUCUACUCGGAGUGUUCUACGAUGGAGUAGGUUGGGAGUACAGGAAUGCUUUAAACUCAGCCAGUAAUGGAAAUUUCAUGACCCAAUCCACUCAAGGCGCUUUCGCGCUGAUUGAGAACAUGGCCUCAAGCUCAGCUGACAGCAACCGAGAGACUGACCGCACCCAAAAGGUGAACAGCAUCGACAAUAGCAAAAUAGAUGAGCUCUCUGCCAAGGUCGAUCAACUGAUAAAGAUUAAUCAGAACCAUGUCUUCAUCAUGGAAGAAUCCCCUCAGGAUAAAGGAACCACAGACACUACAUCAGAAGCAGACCAGGCGACUGAGGACCAUCAUGAGGUUAGCUAUGUGAAUGGACAAGGAUGGCAGUUCAAGAACUACCACCCGAACCCUAACGUGAGGAACAACCCCCACCUGUUCAACAACCCUAAACCCGAUGGUAACGCAGAAAAUGCUCAAGGCAAUCAGGUUCAGAACAGUGGCUACCAACGGGGGUAUGGAAAUCAAGGAAGAACAUUUGUCCUCAGCCCAGCUCAGAAUACUCAGUUCCACAACCAGAAACAACCGACUAACCAGCAGCCUGCACAGCCUGCUCAAACUGCUCCACAGGACGAGAUGAAGAGUCUUGCCAAUAUGAUGAGCCAGCUGCUCCAAGGACAGCAGAUCCAGGGAAAAGCACUGAAUCAGGUCACAAACGACAUCAAUACCCGAAUGAAUCACAUGUUCAAUGACCUGAGUGCCAAAUAUGAUAAUGUCUCGAGCCAUAUGAGGCAGAUGGAUAUUCAGAUUGCUCAGACUGCUGAGAGUGUGAAAAGACAGCAAGGCACUCUUCCUGGAAAAACAGAUAAAAAUCCCAAGGAGUGCAAUGCAGUCGCGCUUAGGAGUGGGAAGCAAUUAACUGAUCUGGCGCCCAAGAGAUUCACAACAGCUGAAAAGGGGAAGCAGAAAGAGUUAGAACAACCACCAGUAACCGCACCAACAGACGAGGAAGAAGCAGGGCUUCCUGCUAAACAUACUCCGACCACUACAGAGCAGCCUACUGUGGUUGUUCGCCCAGCUGCAGAACCUGCCACACGCAAGGACAAGGAGGAGAUGAAAUGUAGGAAGAUGCUGGAAUACAUAACAGUCAGACUCCCUCUCAUGAGUGCAAUCCAGAUGAUGCCAUCCAUGAGUAGCUUUGUGAAAGGACUUAUUUCUGGAAAGAUAACCGAUGACAGUGAGUUCAUGGUGGUCUCAAAAGAGUGCAGCGCUGUUCUCCAGAACAAAAGGAUCAAGAAACUGGGUGACCCUGGAAAAUUUGUCCUAUCCAUCCAAAUAGGGAGAACAGUCUUCUCAUGUUCGCUAGUCGAUCUGGGAUCAAGCAUCAACCUCAUGCCAUACUCUGUGGCUAAGCGCCUUGGAUUCACGGAUUUCAAACCUACCAGGAUGUCCCUAGUGUUUGCUGAUCGAUCAGUGAAAUCUCCGGUCGGAAUUAUCGAGGAUAUCCAAGUUCUUGUUGGGAACACGCUUGCCCUGCCGAUUUCGUUGUUCUGGAACUCGAGGAAGAGUCAAAGGAUCCUCUGA
Molecule: messenger RNA, 1887 nt
Organism: Brassica napus (rape)
Lineage: Eukaryota; Viridiplantae; Streptophyta; Magnoliopsida; Brassicales; Brassicaceae
Exons: 2
Coding region: 1-1887 (628 amino acids)
Source: RefSeq, a predicted model, not a curated record